UCGAGCGAGCCGCGAGCGAGGCAAGGAACGGCGCCCAGCGCGGAGGAGUGCCGGCCGUCGAGCUGCUUACCUCGAGGGGUGCGAAAAAGCGGGCAAGCUGCGCCGGAAGGGGGUAGCCCGGGCUUCUCGCGAAGGCCUCAAGAUUUCGGACGCGACGGCGGCCCUGGACCUACGCGCCCAGACACAAGCCCAAUCGGAAUUUGGCUUGGACCACCAGCAGCAGCAGCAACAACAUCACCACCAGCAUCAGCAGCAACAGCAGCACCAUCACCAUCAGCAGGCACAACAACAGCCGCAGUCGCAACAACAGCAGCCGCAGCAACAUCCGCAGCAGCAGCAACAACAACCGCCACCGCCGCAGCAGCAGCAACAACAGCAGCAGCAGCAGCAACAACAACAGCAGCAGCAACAAACUCAAAACCAAGACAACCGUCCCCACCAUCCUCUCCUUCAACAGCAGCCUCAACAACAUCACCACCACCACCACCAUCAUCAUCAUCAACACCACCCGGGGAAUCAUCUCCACCCUGGCGAUUCGGGGGGUGGGAUAGGUGGUGCUGGCGGAGGAGGAGGAGGAGGAGGGGGAGGCGGAAGUGUUGGCGGUGGAGGCGGAGGAAACGCUGGAGGUGGAGGCGACGCUGGAGGAGGCGCAGGCGGAGGUGGUGGUGUUGCUGGUGUUGCUGGAGGACUACCGACAUCGACCGAGCAAGAUAGAGCCGCAAGGAUACAGGACGAGGAAGACGAGGAUAUUACAGAAAGAGAGGACGAGGAGGAGGACGAGGAUCCUUGCAGUUCGCCAGAACCCGAUCUCGAGAACGACCACGAAUCCAUGGAAGUCCAAGCCUCGGCCGUCACAGCGGCGGCCGCCAACUUGCACGCUCUGCGACAGCACGUCUUCAAGAUGUCUGAUUAUUGGCAGCAGCCGCAACGAGGCCCGCCUCAGCAUUCGCCGGGGAUACAGCAUAGCCCGAUAUCGAAUUCUACGCAACAGCAACAGCAUCAGCAGGUUUCGCAGAUGCACAGUCCCCUCGGCCAGCAACAACAACAACAACAGCAGCAGCAAGCGGCGGUAUCGCAGGUACAACAGAACACCAAUUCUGGCCUAGGUCAAACGACGAGUCCGCAACAACAAUUGCAGCAGCAGCAACAACAACAGCAACAACAUGCGAUGUCGAUGAAUCAGCAGGCCUCUCAGGGUGCGCAACAUCAAUCUUCCCCAGCACCCACUACACCGUCGCCACACGCGGAUCACCAAGGUGCCAUCGCCUCGAGCAUGGCCCAAAGUCUCCACACGUUGGCGGCACAGGCCCAACAGAGUAUGUCUCAAACGUCAAGCCCAUCGCUGGGCGUUCAAGCUGCUCAAGCUCUAAGCCAAAACCUAGGACAAGCAUUAACGCAGGCCCUCACUCAAAACAUGCAACAGAAUCUCGGUCAAACGUUGCAGCACAAUCUGGCGCAAAGUUUGACGCCCAAUCUGUCGCCUCAACAACAACAGCUGCUGAAUCAACCGCAGAACCUAAGUCAAACCAAUCAAAGCUUGCAGAAUAUUCAAAGUCAGGCGCAAAAUCUUUCCCAGACGUUACAACAGCAGGCGCAAAAUCUAACGCAAAACCUCAGCCUCAGUCAACAACAGGCGUUGCAGCAGCAGGCACAGAAUCUCACGCAAAAUCUUCAACAACAGGCGCAAAACUUGACGCAAAAUUUACAACAGCAGGCACUUAAUAUGGCCGGUACAAUCGGACAAAACGGUGCGUUAACCGGUAUGAACAUGUCGGGUAGUCAACAACAAAAUUCGCAGAAUUCGAUGCUUAGUCCUGGCGCGACUAGCCAAGACUCCCACGACGCUACACUCACGGAGAAGCUCGUCAACGAGUUACAGUCUCGUGCCUCUGCGGCGGGGCUUGGUGGUGCAGGAGGUGCUGGCGGAGGCGGAGGAAUGGGCAACAUCAGCGAACGCACCCUCGAGGAAUGCUGGUCCACCCUGCAGCGAAUCUUCAUGCACAAGAGCGCGAUGCAGAUGCACGCGAGGGAGCUGGGUGCUGGCGCACUGACGGCAAGACCCGGGGGUGGCGUCGCAGGAGGCCUCGCGGGUCUCAGCGUCGGUGUUGGCGUUGGCGUCGGACCCGGGGGCAUGAUCACCGGUAACGAGGUCAAACCACACCAGUGCCAGCAAUGUCUCAAGUCCUUCUCGAGCAAUCAUCAGCUCGUGCAGCAUAUCAGGGUUCAUACCGGCGAGAAGCCCUAUAAGUGCAGCUACUGUGACCGCAGGUUCAAACAACUUAGCCAUGUGCAACAACAUACCAGGCUACACACGGGUGAACGACCGUACAAGUGCCAUUUACCGGACUGCGGACGGGCUUUCAUCCAACUAUCGAACCUUCAGCAACAUCUUCGGAAUCACGAUGCCCAGGUGGAAAGGGCGAAGAACCGGCCGUUCCACUGCAACAUCUGCGGAAAGGGCUUCGCCACGGAGUCCAGCCUCCGUACCCAUACGUCGAAGGUCAGUCAUGAGUUGCAACAGCGUGUUGUGUUCCAGCAACACGCCGCCCUGAUCGGCGGCCCGAACGCAACCAGCUGUCCUGUCUGCCACAAACUCUUCCUCGGUGGCGAAGCUCUGAUGGAGCACAUGAAGCACACCCACAAGGAUCCAAAUGCCUCCGGCGUUGCCAAUGGUGGUGAUGAUGAUGAUGAUGCUUUCGUUCCUUGGGACGCUUUAUCCUGCUUGGCAUUGACCUUGAAAUUGUCUCGCCCUAUUGUUCCCUCCGCUGACUGCACAACCUCCGUUGCCGGGGUUUACCUAGCGAAGCGACGGACGGCCAACCACCCGUGCCCGGUGUGCGGAAAGCACUACGUCAACGAGGGUAGCCUUAGGAAGCAUCUAGCCUGCCAUCCUGAGACCAGUCAACUUAGCACGAGUCUCAGAAUGUGGCCGUGCUCGGUGUGUCAAGCGGUCUUCACUCACGAGAGCGGUUUAUUGAGUCAUAUGGAACACAUGAGGAUGGAUCCGAAACAUCAGUUCGCGGCGCAAUACGUGUUGAGUCGCGCGGCGGCCGAUAGGAGAGAAAGGGAAAUUCUCGCGAGUUCGAGUCUAGGUGCGGGGCUAGGUGUUUUGGGAGGUCAAUCUGGAGGACCACAAAAUUUGCAGCAACCACCGAUGUGCCCAUCGCCGUCGGCCCACUCCGAUAGCAGCAGUGGAAACGGACGGCUAUCGUCGGCCGGAAGUGAACCUGAUUUCUGCGCAGGCACCGGUCUAUUGAACAACAACAACAAUAACAACAACAACAACAUGGCAUCGCCAGGACCCAGCGGUAACAAGCUGAGUGAAAUGUUGAGAGCGGGCAGUCAGCCGGGUUCCGCGCAACAAUAUCACGACGAGAUGCAAUCGCAACAACAACGCAUGGCCGUCAUGGCCGCCGCCGUGUCAGCGGGUCUACAAAACUCGGUGUCGCCGAAUUUGUCGCCCGUAGACAUGGCGUCGUUAGCGGCAGCCAUGAGGAUGGGUAACAACGGAGAUAUGAGCGGCAGUGCUCAAGGAUCGGCUGGAUCUCAACAGCAAGGUGUUCAGGCUACCGGACCCGAACAAGCCUUGAGAAUGCAUCAAGCGGAAGCUUUGUUACGUUCUCAAGCUGAAGCUGCCCUUCGGCUAGCGGUGUCCCAGGCAGCGGCCGCAGCGGCAAGUUCAGCGGUUGGGGGAGAUGUGAGACAUCAUCUAACGCAACAUAAUGGCGGCGGAACUUCCGGUAUACCAGGACAUCACGCGAAUCAACAAAUGUCACAACAAGACAGCUUGUCGCCCGAGUUCGGGGAAGCUCUACGCCUACAGGAGCAACGAUUAGAGCAAGCCCUGAGGCUUCACGGUGACCCACGCGCUUUGAGUUUUACCAUCCAGCAGGUGGUCAAUCAACAGAACAAUCAGCAACCAUGAAAGUUCAGUUACUACUGAGACGAGUGGACCCCUUGGACGCAAGAGCAGACGGCUCUGCAGCAAGUCGAGCGUAUGAACCAACAGCAGCAGCAGCAACAUCAACAACAAGCAUCGGAACGCUUGACACCUUUAAACAAUCAUCAGCAGCAGAGCUCGUCCGGCAUCGGCCAUCACCAGCAUCAGCAACAACAGCAGCAACAUCAUCAAGAGGAUCGGGGUGUCAAGAGGAAAGUAGAAGACAUGCUCGGUAAUGCCGAAAACGCGUAAAAUGCGGUGCGUUCAAGUGCGGUCAUCAACGAAUACGCUCAACGUCUCAGCAGUAUGAAAAGGAAAAAAAUAUAUAUGAAAGAAAAAAGCGCGCGGAAGUUUGAAAUAAGAGACUUCGUAGACGGACCGGACGAUUGUUUCUUAAAAAAAAAGGAAAAAAAAAAGAAAGAAAGAAAACACGCCCGGACUCCGUUAGUUCUCGCGAUUCUCGCGAGAUCAACGAGCCGAACUUGUUUAGCCGUAUUGAAACUCGAUACUCCGUUCGAUUUAAAUGAUCCAUCGGAGACGAUAUUAGAGACGUAGAUACGACUAAUCCGUUGCACGGUGUCGAUUCGACGUAACAGUGGCGACGCUUGCCUCCGACUUUUACGAUGUUCCUCGCGUCGUACACGUUGUUCCUAUUUCGGUCCUAAAGGGAAAGAAAAAAAAAAAGAAAAAGAAAGAAAAUGAAUGUAUUGAUCUCGAUCGAGAACGUCGUGUACGCGACACCAGAAAAGAAGAGAGACAGAGAGAAAGAUAGAAGGAAGAAAAACAGGGAGUGCCACGUUAUUGGUGUUUUCGCGUGUAAAUAAUGGACGUUCUCGGGUCGUCUUCCGCCGACCCUUUUCUCAAAUCGCGAAUGCCGAUUGUUCUUCCGCAACUAUGGGAGAUAUAUACUCUUACUCUAUCCUCUUCUAUUUUAAGAUCCUCUGGGAUCACAGGUACGCGUCGCCACCGUUACAAGUUUGUGUCGUCACCCGAAACGUGCCAUAAUGAAUGAAUGGAAGACCGUAGUCGUCCGACUCGUCCUCGUUGUGUUUACUAACGCGAUCGCUCCUCGUCAGUCGGUCGCGUUUCGUAUCGCCUUGAGGACGUGUGACGCGGUACUUAUAUGACUUUUUUUAGUACAAGAGCCAUAACGACGGGCAACGAGAAUUCACAUGAUCACAAGUGAUCCUCCAGUCCGAUUCGCGGUUCAACAACCGAGCUAUAUGUAUAUUCAUAUAUUUAUAUAUACGUAUACAUAUAUAUAUAUAUGUAUAUAUAUAUAAAGUCCUCACGAACAUCGGUCGUUAUAUAUAUAUAUAUAUGUAUAUGUAUAUAUGUGUAUAUAUGUAUAUAUUUAUAUUUAUAUACAUAUGUAUGUACAUGUAUCUAUGUAUGUAUGUAUACAUACAAGCCAGUCUCAAGGUUCCCUUAAUCUUAAUCUCCCGUAACGUUUAAGAAGACGAAUACACGCGAUACACACAGAACACAGAUGAAAAAAUAGAAAGAAAACAGAUAGAGUCGGAGUGAAACCGCCGUAAACGUAUACGUGCGUCGACAAAACGAUGAGAAGAUCGGUCGCACUCUCUCGAACGAGGGUAUAAGCCCUUCUCCUCGUAAUCGUAAUUCACGCUUACGGCUACGUGAAAGACACAUAUUAUAUACACGCAUACACACAAAGAAACUCCGUGAAGAGAAGAAAGAAAAUAGGAGGGCCGAACGUGUUUCUCAACGAGCGUGCCGCGUUCCCGAAAAACAAUGCAAACAAGUGUGAAAGAACAUUAGUGAUAAACACACACGCAGAGACGCACAUACCACACACACAGGCACAUAAACAUAUAUAUAUAUACACGCGCUAAUAUAGCGUGGACAAAUGGGGAACGCAUCACACGCAUGUAACCACACACGCACGUAUAGACAUUUGGUAGGACACACUCUGUACACAUUAAGCACAUACUGAAAAUACAGUUACUGAUAAGAUACACAUGAAUAUACACACACACACAUAUAUAUAUAUAUAUAGACACACACAUACACACAUACGUACUGUGUAAACUCUUGAAGAAAAAAAAUGCGCGCAACUUGUGCUCGUGAUAGCACGAAAACUAUUAGCUCGUAAGCGGACAAACAAAAUAUAAUUAUUACAAACAGUUAUAUUAUAUAUAUUAUAUAUACAUACAGAGUAUGAAGAGUAUGAUGAAAGAAGCGAAGAGAAACAAAAAAGAAAAAAAAAAGAAAAGAAUAGUGCACGGGUGCGAAGAGAGAGAAAGAGAGGGAGAGAAAGAGAGAGAGAGAAAGCGAGAGAGCGAGAAAGAGAGAGUGUAUGAAAGAAAGAGAGAAAGAGAGAGAGAGAAAGAGUAGAAAGUCACCCGAAUAAAGCACGCAAAACACACAUUUUAAAAUGAAAAAAAAAAUUUGAGCGUGAAUGCGAACGAACGUUUUUCGUGAGCGAGCACGCUCGAGAUGAUGAUGCAGAAGAGAUAAAUAAAAAAAAAAACUAAAUGCUAAAUAUUAUAUAUAUAUUAUAUAUAUAAAUAUUAUAAAUAAUGAAUAUAGGGUCUAUGAGACUAGGAUAGUUAGGCGAAAGAGAAAUUUCGUGCGAGUGAGGCGAGCGCGUCUGUGCGAUUUUACGCGAUUCCGAGAAUCUUCGCCGAGAAAAUGUAAGUACGAAGAAUGAUUGAAAGAGAGAGAGAGAGAGAGAGAGAGAGAAAGAGAGAGAAAGAAAGAGAGAACGAAUGAGAGUUCGUGAGAAUGAGUACGAAUGUAAGAAUGAAAGAGAAACAGAGACAGAAGCAAUAACGAAAGAAAGAACGAGUGAAAGAGAUCGAUGAAUGUGGCGACGAAAUUGGAAACGACGCGUAAACGCACGGAUGCACACGCGGUGUGAAUGUUAGAAUCGAGUAAAUGAGAAUGCUUCGUGAGCAUCAAGGAAGAGAACGAGUGCGUGAAGAUUAAAAAAAAAAAAAAGCGGAGCGUUUGAGAUUUUAGAAUGACGUGCUUCAGGUAAUCUGAGGUCCUGUGAUCGUUAUAAGCGAAAUAUUUUUUUAUUUCCGGGUAAUAUAUCUGAACGCGUAAAGCACUUGCGUCGUUUCGAACUUUUACUUGCAAUAUACCGUUACGUUCUCGCAAUACUUAGGAAGAAAGGAGAUUGAACAAAAACGAAAAAUGAAUAAAAUAAAGACGAAUAAGAAGAGAAAUGGAUGAGGAAAAAAUAAUACGAAGAUGAGGAUGACGAAAGGAUGAUGAAAGUGUAUCGUAGAAAGUCCGUACGUUUGACCGUGGAGCGAACUAUAGGAAAAAAACUAUCGAGUCAACCCCUUCGUCCUUUUCAAAAGGCGAGCACUCAUACUUUAGAGUCCCAUUUAACCUUUCACGUUAAUUCACCUAAACCUUCACCAUCACGAAUUAACAAAUCUUUCGAUCUAGUUUCCAAUAUCUUGCCAUUUGAAAAAGAAAAAUAACGGAAUAAGAAAUAAUAUAUCGUGGAUCGUCCAUACUUUUGAUGGGGUUUCUUUCGACAUACAAGACGAAAUACAAAACGAAACGAAAUGUUGACGGUUUACGCGCCAAAUCGAUGAAAUAACGAAACUGAAUUUUACGAUUAUAAUCAUUCGCGGAUGUAACAACGAUCGAAAGCGGGAGAUAAUAAUAACGAUAAUAAGAUCGAAAAAGUAAACAUAAAAGGAAAACGAUGCCCUCUCUUGAACAAAAAAAAAAAAAAAAAACGAAACAAAAGGAAAAGUUUUUAAAAAAUCAAUGCCGACAGUAACGGUGAUUAUUCGGACAAAGUAAUAAAAAAAAAGAAUAGAGGGUUGAUUAAAAAUUAAGACGGAUCGGAAGUACAAAAGACGCGCGAUAAGAUUCGACUCAUUGUCAGGAGACGUUCGACUUCUUCGUUUCUUUGACUGACAAUCGCGGAACUAGUAGAGUGCGGAAACGAAUGGUAGCGUGCCGAAUAUAAUAAUCUCUUUCCUUCCCCCUUGACAUACGUCGAACCGCGUUGUUAUUGUUAUUGUUAUUGUUGUUGUUGGCCCCCAUUCGGAGAUUCUCGACGAGACUUUUCGUUCUUUACCGGCUCGUAACUUACUACCUAAUGAUAUCUCCCGCUUUCGUUGUUUCUUCCACGAUUUGAUUUCGUAAUGAAAAAAUAUAUAUAUAUCCUCACGAGUUUCCUUGACGAAGAAUGAAACUUUUUUCUGAAGAACCAUUUCGGAGCGACAAAUUUCUCAAAGAAAUUCAUUAAUAUUCUAUAAUUUAACACCGUGGAUACGAGAAUGAAAAAGUGAAAGAUAAAAGUAAAAGAAAAAACAAAAAAAAAAAAAACAAAAAAAAAACAAAAAAAAGAAAAACAAAUUAUUAAAAGUUAGAGGAGACAGGAAAAAAAACCCAUCCAAAGAAGGAAACCGAUCGAUUUUAAUUUUGUGCUAAAUCUAGAACGAAAUACCGUCGGGUUUUGGUGUCUCUCUCAUUUUCCCUUUUCAAGGAACUUGUUCCCGUCAAGUCCCUUUGUUCGCCAAUUACGAAAGUAUAGCCUAACGUCGUCAUCUUCGUUGAACGUAAAAGACACGCGCCAAGAAAAGCCGCCGGGUAAACAGGCUUUUUCCACCAUCCGGGACGAGAAAAGAAAAGAUCGCUAAAGGAUUCAUCGUCAAAGCUACAUUUUACAAUCGAACCCGCCUCGCGCGCGAGACUCCGGAGGUAUCGAAACUUUCGACGAUCUCGCGCCACGGUCAAGAAAUAAUUUUGCGUCUCGUUAAAGGAUAUAAAAUAAUGGAAAACAAAUUUUUCGACCAAACGUGCCCCAAAAUUAACUCGAUGGACCAAAGCGCGGCAUAUAACGAGAACAAAAGAAAAAAAAAAUAAAAAGAAAAGAAAAAGAAAAUAAAGAAGUCCAAAAACGAGCACCCACGAGAAUGGAGAAAAAAAUUAAAAAAGAAAGUUAACAGGAUAAAAAAAGAGAAAGAAAAAAAUAAAAAGUAAACUUCGUUCCCCGAGUCUCGCGCUGAGCGAUCGCAGGUCGAUCAUUGGUCGUUCUUAUUAUAAAGAAUUUUUACGUUACAGGGCGUUUUUUCCUCGGAUUAAGUAGUAUGUAAAUACACCUUGAUAUCACAAGCAUAAACUGAGAAUUUACUGAUAAACUUAAAGGAAGUACAUAAUGCGAAAUAGGGUUAGUUUCUAUGUAAAUACCUAAAGCUGGACGAGUGCAUACACCUCGUUCAUGCAACCAACGAUAAUCGUUUUUAUCGAACCAGAGCUUCUGUUCGUCGUCGGUGUACGCCUGGACGUCGACGAGUGUUCCUAUUCGGAUUAUCCUCUUACGCUCGUCUUAGAACAAAUUGCGGUAAUCUUAGGAGGAAUGCUCUGCGAGCCGAGCGUCGCUGAUCGGGAAAUUCUUUUUUUUUCUCGACACCGAUACUCUCAAGCGCGACACGCGCCAAUGCAUAUACUUACACUUAUACUAAAACGUAACACACAUACGCAUACACACAGAUACACACAUAUACACACAAACACACACAACACAGAGAUAGCCUUGCGAUGGAUUGUACAGCUAUGCUAAAACAACAUUACCAACUCGACAACAACUUUCGGCAUUAUCAUAUUACUCUUGCACAACUCGGCACCGAUGAGAAUUCUAUAUAUAUAUAUAUAUAUUUUUUUUUUCUCUGACUUCGGGCUAGGGACCAACAUUCGGUUUUACUCGCCAUCUAUAAUGAUAAUCGGACCGGCCGUUUAAAUAGAAUGACGAAAGAAACAACGUAACGCUGUUUUAUAUUUGGGACGAAGCGAAGAUCGUGAAUUAUUUUUUAAUCUCGUUUGUCGUGCACGUAUCAAAACAUAAACGAAGGCUCAUUAAUUAUAGGGAAACAAAGAAAGAAAGAUAGAGAGAGAGAGAGAGAGAGAGAGAAAGAGAGAGAGAGAGAGAGAGAGAGAGCGUUGGAUUGAUCGGCAUGAAAGAUUUGUGGAUGUCAUUUUAACUGCAAAGUUGUGUUCUUUGAACAUGACUUAAGGUUGCGAAAUUGUUGAAAGGUUGAAACGAAUGUGCAUGAACGAGAGUGCGAACGAACUUAGCUUCGAGGGCACAAAGUUGAGGUUUAGAUAAAACAAAACGGAAAAGAGAAAAAAAAGAAAAAAUACGAUCCGAAAUAAGAUCCGAGAAAGAUAGAAAGAAUACGAUUCGAUCGGAAAUUUUUCAAUGACUUCGCUUUCAUACAAAAAUAUAUAUAUGAUAAUCAAACAAAAACAGAAAGAAAGAAAGAAAGAAAGAAAAGAAAAAUCAUCGACCGACAAAUGCCAACAAUUACAAAAGUCAUUUCAAAAAGAGAACAAUAAAGAUCUUAAUUUUUAUGGUCCCUAAGAAAAAUCCACGAAGGAAAAAAAAAGAAAAUAAAACGGGUGCACAGAACAAUGCGAUAAGAGUGCAGGAGAACAAAAAACAAAAUGAAAAAAAGAAAAAAAAAAACAAAACAAAAAGGAAAAAUGAGAAAAAGAGAAAA
Molecule: messenger RNA, 10434 nt
Organism: Vespula pensylvanica (western yellowjacket)
Lineage: Eukaryota; Metazoa; Arthropoda; Insecta; Hymenoptera; Vespidae
Gene: dati
Product: zinc finger protein rotund
Exons: 12
Coding region: 830-3925 (1031 amino acids)
Biological process (GO): regulation of transcription by RNA polymerase II; central nervous system development
Cellular component (GO): nucleus
Molecular function (GO): RNA polymerase II cis-regulatory region sequence-specific DNA binding; DNA-binding transcription factor activity, RNA polymerase II-specific
Source: RefSeq, a predicted model, not a curated record